UGGCAUUGUGCAUCAAAACCAGCGAGAUUUUCCGAUAAAACCCCGAAGAAAACUCGUUUUUCUUGCCUUUCGCCGGUCAAAGCAUGAGCAUAAAUACCCAAGGCACAUCAGGAAGUACGAAUUUGAGCGUUAUUGAAAGUGUAAAUAUCGAAAGUACCAGAAGAAGUUCCUCCCGUUCUAUCAAGCGAAAACGAUUUGAUGACGAGAUCGUUGACUACGGCGUGACCUCGAACCAACUUUGCAAGACCGGAAAUAGUCGAAUUCGAACGCAAAGUCAAACGACGUUAUUUGAACCGCCUUUAGCCUCGCCCGGAGUUUCUGUUCCAGUUGCUGCGGAAGUUGCGCCGGCUGUAGUUGAACCUCCUCCCGUUUUUAGUGCACCGACAACUUCGUCGAUUCCGAGCCCGAUUUCGCUUCCAAUUAUGGCGCCGAAGAAUCAGCGAUCGUUGAAACACAACAAAUCUCGCCCGGGCAGAAGACGCGGGCCGGGACACGUAAAUACGAAAGAUUUGGGACGAUGGAAGCCCAUGGAUGACUUGAUGCUCAUCACGGGCAUCCAACAAACGAACGACAUCAAAACCGUACAUCGUGGCGUAAAAUUUUCGUGUAAAUUCACGUUGCAAGACUUGCAAUCGCGAUGGACCACGUUGAUGUACGAUCAGUCGAUUUCACGUUUGGCCAUCGCUUCGAUGCAAAAUUUGCACGAAGAAUUGAUCGAAACUGUCAACUCAAAGGCACUUUUUUCGAAUCAGGAGGAAGAAUUGCUCGGCACGAUCCCAAGUACGGCAAAUCCCACGGAAGAGGAAUUCAAAAAUUUAUUGGAUAAAAAUUCGAUAAUUUUUUUCCCGUCACGCACCGCAAAAGCUCUUCUCAAUCAUUGGUUACUUUUGAAGCAAUACAACCUUCUGCCAGACCAAACAGUCCAACCUUUACCUCGAGCGGAGCAAGUUUUGUCAUUUUCCGACUGCGAAGAUCAAAUAAACGACAACGAAUUGGGCGAUCAUCGUGACGAGCCACUCGAAGUUGAACUUGCGCUUGCCGAUCGUCGUGCCAAGAUGGAAAUUCGUUCGCUCGAAAACGAACUCAGUCGAUGGGCAGUUCUCGUUGACUCGUUGACAGUAUCAGGCUCACCUCUAAUCGCGCCAGAAUUCGAUAAUCAAACGCUUGCCGUGCUCCGUGGAAGGUUAGUUCGGUAUCUGAUGCGUUCCCGUGAAAUUACCUUUGGACGACAGACGAAGGAUAAUAGCGUCGAUGUCGAUCUCGCACUCGAAGGCAUCGCGAAUAAAGUUUCGCGGAAACAGGGAACGAUAAAAUUGCGAUCAAAUGGGGACUUUUUCGUGUCGAACGAUGGCAAACACACGAUUUUUAUCGAUGGACAGCCCAUUUUGCCGGCACACAAAGCGAGAUUGAGUAAUAAUUCGGUGUUGGAAGUUGCCGACUUGAAAUUUGUCUUUUUGAUCAAUUAUGAGUUGAUAAAUGCGAUACGGCAUGAGAGUGCGAAGCUGAAUAUGCCGCUGAAUUGAAAAAAAUUAAAAAAUAAUAUUAAGUCACUUGAUUUAUAAAAUAAUAAAAUUAAUUUUUUUUUAAAUUUUGUUCAAAAUUUGAAGAAAAUAAUUUGCUAAAAAUUAAAAAAAAAUUGUUAAUAAUUUAGGAGCUGUAAAUAUUUAUCAAAAAAUAAUAAAAUAAAAUAAAUUUGGUAUU
Messenger RNA from Culicoides brevitarsis, 1701 nucleotides. RefSeq names its product microspherule protein 1 (gene Rcd5). The transcript is spliced from 2 exons. The record is from RefSeq and is a predicted model, not a curated record. Lineage: Eukaryota; Metazoa; Arthropoda; Insecta; Diptera; Ceratopogonidae. Bases 84 to 1523 code for a protein of 479 amino acids. Gene Ontology annotation, molecular function: protein binding; G-quadruplex RNA binding. Gene Ontology annotation, cellular component: Ino80 complex; MLL1 complex; NSL complex. Gene Ontology annotation, biological process: positive regulation of transcription by RNA polymerase II.